Messenger RNA from Lotus japonicus, 2197 nucleotides. Its product is annotated as carotenoid cleavage dioxygenase 8 homolog B, chloroplastic. Gene Ontology annotation, biological process: carotene catabolic process. Gene Ontology annotation, molecular function: carotenoid dioxygenase activity. The record is from RefSeq and is a predicted model, not a curated record. NCBI's taxonomy places the organism in Eukaryota, Viridiplantae, Streptophyta, Magnoliopsida, Fabales, Fabaceae. Gene Ontology annotation, cellular component: chloroplast. Bases 116 to 1816 code for a protein of 566 amino acids. The transcript has 7 exons.
UCACACUCAUGCAACCUCACUAAGAAGAUAAACUCUCUAUUUUCCUCUUCUAGCGGCUCUUAUCAAUUUCUCCGACCCAUAAGCAUACACCAAAGACAAACUCCAUUUUUUUUCCAUGGCUUUCAUAGCAUCAUCACCUAUCAUGAACUCCAUUUCGUGGCCAACUAUGGUUGUUUCUGACAUGUCUCAUAUUGUCAAGGACGGGUUUUCAUUUCGAAACAACAAUAAGGGCAUGCAUAAAGGCCAACACCAUCUUCAAGGCUUGACCGUUGCAAAUGUUGCAAGUCCAUCAGUGCCCGUGAUUGCUCCACAAAGGGAGGAGCCGUCAGGGACCUCCGAUGACGGCCACAGUCAGCACCACCAUGUUGCAUGGACUAGUAUACCCCGAGAGAGAUGGGAAGGAGAGUUGGCUGUUCAAGGACAAAUACCAUUCUGGCUGAAAGGAACGUAUAUAAGGAAUGGCCCGGGCAUGUGGCACAUAGGGGACUACAACUUCAGGCACCUCUUUGACGGCUACGCCACUCUGGUCAAGCUUAACUUCGAGAAUGGCCGGUUAAUCGCCGGCCACAGGCAAAUCGAGUCUCAAGCCUACGAAGCCGCGAAGAAAAACCAGAAGAUAUGUUACCGUGAAUUCUCUGAGGUGCCUAAAGCAGAAAGCUUCUUAGCCUACGUGGGGGAGCUCGCAAGCUUGUUCUCUGGCGCAUCUCUCACUGAUAACGCCAACACUGGCGUUGUCAAGCUCGGCGACGGGAGGGUGGUGUGUCUCACGGAGACCCAGAAAGGGUCCAUUGUGAUAGACCCUGACACACUGGACACGCUUAGGAAAUUCGAGUACAGUGACUCUCUAGGGGGUCUAAUUCACUCUGCACAUCCCAUUGUGACAGACAAUGAGUUUUUAACGUUGCUUCCAGAUCUUGUUAGACCAGGGUACCUAGUGGUGAGAAUGGAGCCUGGUACUAAUGAGAGGAAGGUGAUCGGUCGGGUCGACUGUCGCGGCGGGCCAUCACCCGGUUGGGUCCAUUCUUUCCCUGCUACUGACCACUAUGUUAUUGUGCCUGAAAUGCCUCUUAGAUACUGUGCUCAGAAUUUACUAAAGGCUGAGCCUACUCCACUGUACAAGUUCCAGUGGCACCCUGAAUCCAAAGCUUUUAUGCAUGUCAUGUGCAAGACUAGUGGAAAGAUUGUGGCAAGUGUGGAAGUGCCUCUGUUCAUCACUUUCCAUUUCAUAAAUGCGUACGAAGAGGAAGAUGAAGAUGGGAGGGUGACGGCAGUUAUUGCUGACUGUUGUGAGCACAAUUCAAAUACUGACAUUCUUGAAAGGCUUAGAUUACAGAAUCUUCGCUCAUUCAAUGGCCAAGAUGUUCUGCCAGAUGCUAAGGUUGGUCGGUUCAGAAUACCUCUGGAUGGGAGUCCAAAUGGAACACUGGAACCAGCAUUAGACCCAAAUGAACAUGGGAAAGGCAUGGACAUGUGCAGCAUAAACCCUAACUAUUUAGGGAAGAAAUACAGAUAUGCCUAUGCUUGUGGAGCAAACCGACCUUGUAACUUUCCCAACACCCUCACCAAGCUUGAUUUAGAGUUGAAAAAGGCUAAGACCUGGUAUGAUGAAGGUGCUGUGCCAUCUGAACCAUUCUUUGUGGCUCGACCAGGAGCAACAGAGGAAGAUGAUGGCGUGGUAAUCUCUAUAAUCAGUGGGAAAAAUGGAGAAGGAUAUGCUUUGUUGUUAGAUGGCUCCACCUUUGAAGAGAUUGCUAGAGCUGAGUUCCCUCAUGGUAUUCCAUAUGGAUUGCAUGGAUGCUGGGUUCCAAAAAAGUAGAAGUAUCACUAAAGACUGUUACUAUCAUAUAGGGAAAAACAAUGCAAGCAUUACACCUCUAUAAAUUCUACUAGUUUUCACAGCCUUAUUUUUCUUACAUUCACCUCACUUCUCAUAUCUCGUUCUUCUGUUUCUUUCUUUUCCGACUCAUGUUCAAUCACAUAUCUAUCAUCUCCCUAUCAUGAUCAUGUAUUCAUGUUUAUGUGGGUGUAAUUGAGAUGUAUCUUAAAUAAGUGUAUAACACUCAUUGCAGUUCUACUACUGUAUGAGGGAAAGCUGAUAUAGUGAUCCAUAGGCAUGUAUGUGUGCAUUAGAAAGUAGCAUUUGUAAAUUAUAAUUUAUGUAUUAUUAUCUGUGAAUAUAUCUCAAAUUUGAAGUUCA